AUGCACCCCGACUGCUGCUGGAGAGGCACUGUUGUCUGCGCUGGGGAGGAGAUAAAGAUAAUAGGAAGGCGAAAUCUGAACAGAGCUUUUGAAGGAGACAUAGUUGCUGUUGAGUUGAUUGAGGAAGAGACACAAAGCAGCAGCAGCAGCAGCAGCAGCAGCAGCAGCAGCAGCAGCAGCAGCAGCAGCAGCAGGAGUUUGGAGGAGCAGCAAAGAGAAGAAAAACGCAAACUUGAGGUGUAUGCGGAGCUUUUGGAAACUGAAGACGAUCCCCUUCUAAACGAUCCCGAGUGGGAGUCGCCCGAUCCCGAUCCCAGCAGCAGCAGCAGCAGCAGCAGCAGCAGCAGCAGCAGCAGCAGCAGCAGCAGCAGCAGCAGCAGCAGAGCCGGUAUUUUGGAAAAAGAGGGAGAUGAGGAGACCCGCCAGUCCAAAGAACUCGACGGCAAAAGAAUCGCCGUCGCCGUCGACGCCUGGGCCCCCACGCAAAUGCUCCCCCGGGGACACUGGACAGAAAUCCUCGGCGACUUCGGAGACCCAAAGACGGAAGGAGAUUUAAUUCUGCGAGAACGCGGCUUCGGCGUGAACGGCUUCUCGGCAGCAGCUCUGCAGUGUCUGCCGAGCUCGGAGUGGUCUUUGCAAGUUUUGGAGUUUUUGGAUUUUUCGGAAAUUCAAAAAAGAAAAGAUUUUCGAAAAGAAAUGACUUUUUCGAUCGACCCUCCGGGGUGGUUUGCAGGAAGCGCGUUGGACCUGGAGGCUGCGCAGCGGUGCACAACAGUUUAUUUGGUGGAAAGAAGAAAUGAAAUGCUCCCGCCCCUCCUCACUUCCAACUUGUGCUCUCUGGUGGAGGGCCAAGACCGGCUGGCGUUUUCAGUGUUGUUUUUAAUCGACGAAAAAGGGUUUGUGGAAAAAGAAGAAUUCCAAAAAACAAUUAUCAACUCCAACAAAAGCCUGACUUACCAGCAGGCCCAGGACAUCGUCGACGACCCGCGCGACCA
Eimeria necatrix is the source of this 995-nucleotide messenger RNA. RefSeq lists its product as hypothetical. Gene Ontology annotation, molecular function: RNA binding; endonuclease activity; 3'-5'-RNA exonuclease activity. NCBI's taxonomy places the organism in Eukaryota, Apicomplexa, Conoidasida, Eucoccidiorida, Eimeriidae. The transcript is spliced from 7 exons. The annotation marks the transcript as partial. Gene Ontology annotation, biological process: rRNA catabolic process. Gene Ontology annotation, cellular component: cytoplasmic exosome (RNase complex); nuclear exosome (RNase complex). The record is from RefSeq and is a predicted model, not a curated record.